Molecule: messenger RNA, 6491 nt
Organism: Cyclopterus lumpus (lumpfish)
Lineage: Eukaryota; Metazoa; Chordata; Actinopteri; Perciformes; Cyclopteridae
Gene: nrip1b
Product: nuclear receptor interacting protein 1b
Exons: 4
Coding region: 1449-5114 (1221 amino acids)
Biological process (GO): regulation of transcription by RNA polymerase II
Cellular component (GO): nucleus
Molecular function (GO): transcription coregulator activity; signaling receptor binding
Source: RefSeq, a predicted model, not a curated record
GGAGAAUAAACAAUUCCCACAGACCACGCUACACGCCUCGGCUCGCUCGCAGUCGCAGCGCGCGCGUACACACACACACACACACACACACACACGAAAACAAUAAACAGCAAGGCAUCUUUUUGGACUAAACGUUUUGUUUUUUAAAAGCCUGCCUCGCCAUCUUUGUUCGCCCGCCUGAAGUGUCGAGGCGGACGCGACCGUUUUUCAUUGGAUUUGCCUGCUGUCGACCCUCCGCGAUGCGCCUCGCCGGCUGACUGUGGGCUGCACGCCGCAGGUUAUGUGGCGGGAGUGCAGGGGAGAAGCCGGGGCUAAGUGAAAAUGCCACUCAUUCCUGAAGAGUCCCUGGCCUCGUCAAGAUCCAGUUCAAGGGCGCCCGCAGGCGAGGCAGCGCUCACUCUUGCCAACGCUGCUCAAGGUCAUAUGAGCCAGCCCUGUGACAUUAAAGAGGAACAGGAAAGGGGAACCGAGGGAGGGGGGCAGAAACCAUCAAAGCACAGACAUGCACAAACACACACAAAGAGAAUUGAGUUGUAAGGGGGAAAAAAAAGGUGUGUGUGUGUGUGUGCGCGCUCUAUGAAGUGGGCGUAAACCUUUUCAACCAAUCGGCUUUCACCUCCGAAGAGCACACAAAGUGUAUACGAUUCGGGAUGGUUUCAUAAACGGGGGGUGAUGGGUUUCAGGAGGUGUAAAUAACAACAUGAAUGACGGCUGAGUUCCAUUUAGCUGCUUCAGGGUCCAGGUGGGACACGGUGCCUUUCCUACUAUGACAAGUCAAUAGAGCCAUCAUUACUCUGUAAUGUGCCUUUUGUUUAGCUCGUCUGAUAUCUCAAACAUCCACUUGGACUCAAGGAUGAAGUGGUCAAAGGUCACUGUGACCUCUCAGAACAAGUUUUUGGGCCAUAACUCCAGAAUGAAUGUGCUAAUUAUGACAAUUUUACGUAAGAAAACACAAUCAAGUAAUGGAUGAAAACUGCAACAUGACAAUGGCUGACGGGGCCAUACUCCCUUCAAGGUCCUCAAUGUGAGAUCUGCAAAGCUGAAAGGCGCCACUGCCGGGACCACUGCCAGGCCUCAGGACAGACAUCCCAAACAUCCAAAGCCACGGAAUGUUUCAGCAUCUUUGUGGUGAAAUCCCGCUGACUCCUCGCUUGCUUCUCGCAUACGCGUGGGGCUCGGCCUUCUAGUACCCUACAGUGUUUCAAGGUACACAACAAUGCCUGGGAGGCCCGCCUGCCCCCGAUUGCCUCCAACCAUGGAUGCUGUGUCACCGCAGUGCUGACUGUGCCCACUCCAAAAAGGGAUCACACAUGGUCAGUGCGUCCUCCGGCCCGCUGCAGACUCUUCUAUUGGUUAGGAAGUACAUGCCACUGUCAGCCAGAUGACCUAGUGGACAUUUGUUUGCCAGUAGCAGUGCUGAACCAUACGAGGGGAUCCUAGUAUUGAACAUGACUCAUGGGGAGGAGCCUGGCCCUGAGACACACAAGGAUUCAGCUGUUCUAACUUAUCUGGAAGGUUUACUGAUGCAUCCAGUGGUAGCCGGGCCUGGGGCCACGGCGAGCGGGAGGUCUGAGGCUGCCCACAGCAACCAGGAGCAGAGUGACAAGGUGGGCGGGCCUUUCCAACUGCCCAAUCAUAGCCCCACGGCUCCCAAAGCUGGAACUAACGGGCCCACAAUGGGUUCUUCGCAGCACCUGAAGAAGGCCCGCCUACUGCGCUCCGGAGACUGGAAUGAUCCAGGGUCCCAGCGGAUGACUUCACCCCCAAUGGAGAUGAAUGGCCAAGUCGGAGGCCUGCAAAAUGGAACACUAGAGGGAUCUCCUCAUGCCGGGGAGAGCACCCUGUUGGCGUCCCUCCUCCAGUCAUUCAGCUCACGGCUUCAGAGUGUGGCAAUGUCUCAGCACUCUAAUAAACCCCCCAGUGAGUGUUCCUCUCCAUCCAAGGCACCGCCUCCGGAUAAAGAGCCACUUCCUGUGUAUGGGACCGCCUCGAGCCGCUUGAAGGGCCUGAUGAGGAAGAGCAAACUUCAAAAUCACAGCAACACCCCUUACAGUCGCAGGGGACACAGUCAGGACAGGCCCCCAGAAUCACCCCGGUCGGCACACAGUGCCACGCCUCCCUCCACCCCGGCGACCGCUGAAUCCGUGUCCUGUGCGGAUCGUCUGAAGGCGGUGGCCAACAUGGUGAAAAUCCGUUCUAGUCCGGCACCUUCACCCAAGCCCAGUGUGGCCUGCAGUCAACUGGCCCUGCUGCUGUCCAGCGAAGCCCAUCUCCAGCAGUACUCCAGGGAGCAUGCACUCAAAGCCCAGCUCUCAGGAAGGUCUGCCAGUGAGAGACUAGCUGCCAUGGCAAACCAGCAGUAUGGCCAGGACAGCAGGCCCCCUAGUGUGGGAGGGACUCUGCCUGGAGCCCCAGACACACUAAUCUCCUUAUCAACCCAAAAUGGAAUGACAACAACAACCACAAUAACAACAACAACACUCCCUCGAACGGCAAUGUCCAGUCCACAGAGCCCCUCUUUGCUACAUGGCAACAGCCAAAGCUCCCCACCCACUCCCCCUGCACAUGCUCCAAACCCCACCCUCAGCCAACCGUCAAGGGAGAAGCGAGGCUUUGACUCCCGUCCAACCCGUCCCCCGCAGACAUGCAGCAGCUUGCUGCUGCUGCUUCUCAACAACCACAACAACCAGAAGCAGCUGACCAAGAAUGGGCACCUGGAGGACAGCUGUGGCAUUCUGCCGCCAAGCGGCUCGUCUUCAGUCACAUCGGACAGUGAGUGCUCCAUCCAGGAGAGGAACUUGACCAAGGACAGCAGUGAUGCAGAGAGUUCCUACUCCAGUUGCUCUCCCAUUGACCUCUCGGUAAGAAGCCGGACCAGUACACGAGACACAGGGCCCAAAACCACUGCCCCCUCUUCCUCCUUCUCCUUCUACUCUCCCACCUCCACCCUCUCUUCUUCCACCUCAGUGUUUUCCUCCACCCCAGUUGCAUUCUCUCCCCGAGCUUCUGCUCAACCCUGCACCGCAACCUUUUCUCCAACCUCUGCUGCUGUCCCCUGUAUUUCCACUGCUAUGUCCUCCUCUCCCUCCACCUCUAUGUCUACCUCCUCUCUGGACAAACUAACAGAAUCUUUAAUAAACAAGUGGAAACCAGAGCCAUCAGGAUCAAAGCUGUGCAAGAACAAGGAGCCUGAAAUGAGCCAAGACCUCAAAUCACACUCUAAAGUCACACUAAUGCAGCUUCUUCUUGAGCGCAGAAAUAAUGAGAUGGUUAAUAAAAGCGUAUGUAACCCCGAUUCGCCCGUUGAUAUAACUAUGGCCGCCAUUGCUCGAGGCCAACCAAAGGGACUUGUGCCCUGGGAGGAGACCAGGACAAAAAGCCCCCUAGACAGACCGGUAGCCCCAGCCCAGCCCCUCUACUCGCCACUCAGCCGGGACACUAGUGAUGCACUGUCCCCGUACUCCUACCCUUCCCCCCAUGUCCAGUCCAGCCCAUUGGAUUUGUGUAAAUCUAAAGCCUUCCCUGCUGAGAAGGCUUCAGAGCCUGCCUUCAGUGCCAGUAAACUGUUACAAAAUCUGGCUCAGUGUGGCACAGCUUCUUCCUCCCCACCCAUCCCCUCCAGCAAAGGGCUUGGUCAGGAGCUAGACGCCAGCAGGCCCCUUGCCCUAUUGGAAAGGCUCAAUGCUCCAAUACACAGGACCACCACCACCCCACUCUCAGACGGACCCUCUGGCAGUGGCACACCUUUCAGCCAGAAGGACGCUUCUCCUCCUUCAGCACAGAUCGAGAACCUUCUAGAGAGGCGCACUGUACUGCAGCUCCUUCUAGGAACGGGCUCGGCCACUGUCACAGUCGGCCGUAGAGAUAGGCCCAGUGGCAGGAGGAGUGUGGAGGUCGCAGGGGGCUGCUAUGAGAAGAGCCCCGGUGCCUCCCUCAUAUGCGACGGCUCAAAUGGGCCCCCUUUGGACGUAAAGGUCAAAACUGAGUUUGCAGAGGAGGUGGGACCGUCCUUGGCCAUGUCUGAGGACUCUAGUGGCAGAAAGAGACCUGGUGGCUAUGAGAAGAAAAGCCCCCUCCCCGAUUGUCAGCAGGACUUAAAAACAGAACCACGGCCUACAGAGGUCAUAGCAAAAUAUGGCCUCCUCAGCCAGCUGCUCAAACAACAGACUGCUACCUACUAUACCAGCUCUGCGAUGCAGGCUGAGUCACAGCCCAGGCAGGUUAAAGAGGAACAGAGGGAGUAUCUAAGCCCCAAUCCUAAGAAGAGACGCCUCUGCUCUGACCGGACUGACAGUUUGAGUCAUACUAGCUCUCCCAGAGCAGUGGGCAGUGGCGACAUGAACAUGUAUGCAUCCUCUGCCGUUCAGGAAGAGCCUGAGCAGCAGAGGAUUGUGAAGGAAGAGGAGGCUCCACCAAGUGAAACCCUCGCCAGAGAGAGUCGAGGCUUCAACGUGCUCAAACAGCUGCUGCUCUCUGACAACUGCCUGAAGGAGCUGCAGCCCCGGGGGACGCCCAGUCCCUCCGUCCUGCAGGCCAAUGGCAAGGCCAACGGCAGCAUUCUCAGUCAGCCCGCCCAUAAUCACAGCUUCCUCCACCUGCCGGGCUGGCAACCCCAUGGUUCCCUCAAUUCAGGGCCUCCGAGUAAUCUCAGACCACUGCCCACCCCCCCUGCAGGGGACAGCCCUAUCCGCACCCCCUGGAGCCGCCAGCCAGCUCCAUGGCCGGUCGCUCCAAAGCGGGACCCGCCUACUCUAGUCAAACAGGAGCCCGAGAGCCCUGUGAGGUGGAGUAGUCAGGAGAAUGAGGAGGAGGAGGAGGAGGAGGAGGAGGAGGAGGAGCAAGAGGGGGGGGAGGCUUGUGACUCAAACCCGGACUCUCCGCGGCUCUCGCGCUCCAACCCCAUCCUGUAUUACAUGCUGCAGAAGGGCAGCAUCCAGCUGAGGAAGGAGGUGCGGGACCAGGCGGAGGGAACCCACUCUAUGGUCCGAGUUAAAGAAGAGCCCAUCAGUGACAUGCAUGCCUAUGAACACAGUCUGAGCUCCAUCCCACAAUCACCCAACCACAAUGACAAGCACAGCCAUGAGAGCCACGGGCUGAGCCAAUCAUAUGAGUAGAAGUUGUAUCAACUGCAGAGAAAUACAAAGCGGAAUCAAAUUCAUUGACUCAUUUUUUCUCCUCUUUUUUUUAAUGACUUGCCAAAUUGGUUUGAUGGGACAAAUAACAAAGAUUGCAAACAUGAUUUUUUAUUACACUUUUCUUGUGGAAUUCAAAUGCAUACAGUGCAGCGGUUUCUCAACUUUAAUGGCGACGUCCCGGAGCGGUACAGAACAGUACAGAACAGGUCCAUGCGUAAUUGAGCUAAACUACACAACGGUCACCUCCCAUCAGUGGCUAUCACGCUCUCCAUAUUAGGAAGUCCUCCUUUACAAUUUGGUCUUGUUCUACACUUUUUAUUUGAUCCGAGUUCUACACAUAGCACUAUGUUGCCGGCCAUUAAACAUUUAGAAGGAACAUUUCAGGCAACAUUCAUUAUUGAUGACUUCAAAGAUGUUAGCGCUCAGUUCAGUGGACAUUUAUUUAUUUUCUCCAUCAGAACAUUUUCAGAUGAGACAGAGGCCCCAUCAAUUUUAGAUAAGAUUCCAAAUAAAGGCGUUCUGGGCAGACCCGGCGGUCUAUUACAACAAUGCACAUGUUAAAUUCAUUCAAAGGAGGACCUUGAAAACAGUUCACACUGCAGUAGCUUCGGUGAGGAGCUCCACCAUGAAUGCUUUGUCUCGCUCCUCCUGGAGAUUCACAGGGUGGUGUAAUUACCAGUGGAGGCAGGAUGUAGGAGGUUUGAAUAGUCCCAAUUCAUUGAGUUCUGCUUUCAUUUCAAUUGAAUGUUUCAAGGGCAAUCUGCGGCGGUGCAAACUCCGGGUGACGUGGUUGUGCAGCUUUGAGCAGAUGGGUCAGCGUGUGGUGUGCAAACAGGUUUCUGGAGCAACCGUUAAAAAGGCUGAGGAGGUGCUCCCCAUCCUGGCUCUCGACACGCACGCCAACUCUUCUUCUUCAGGACCACCUGGCGUUUGCACCGUCGACAGCCGAGUCCUUUUCCAGGAGCAUUUAAUGGCAUGUAAUAAAUUUAAAAAAAGAAAAGUCAGUAUUGUUAUCCGUUGAGAAUUUGACAGUUUGUGAUUCUUUUCGUCAUCACUUCUUCAACUGUUGUGGUUUAUGGACAUCUGUCUUUUUUCCUUUUUUUGUGGCAGCCUCUUAACUCAUAAAAUGUCAAAAGAAUUGCAUGGUAAUUAAGAGAAGACCACGAGGUACAUCUGUGUUUCCCAGGCAGCUGGAUAUGCAGACCUGCCCCCCAACAGUCACCAGGACAUGUUGGGGUCUUGAGGGAGACCGCUAUCUAGCUCCUUAUUUUGAUUGUACUGUCUUCUUUUGGGUUAAUGUCACACACUGCUUUAUCCAUUUAGUCUUGUGAUCUUUUUAAUACAUAUACCUAUGAA